CCUGAUGUUAACGUCAUCUAUGAUCUGUCACAUUUUUAUAAUAUUUUUUGCUAAUUUGCUUUUCACUACCUAAUAAAAUUAAACAUUCUAGAGAUAAUUAGUGCAAGUUCUUCAAAUAUCAUUUCCAGUUUCCAUUGUCUAGAAUGCAAUGCUACCUCGUCGCCGCAACGUUGGUGUAUCAGAAAGGACGCCUAGACCACAGGAAGAAUUAAUUCCCUACAAUAAAUUAAACAAAAACGGAACCAAUUUCCAAGAGACAGUCUCUCGUAACUCGGAUGAACAGUGCCAAUCCGGGUUUUUUGGAUCUGAGGUCACAUUUGAUUUUUUAGAAGAGAUUGUAUUUGAAUCAGUGAUGGCUGCUAGGGACAGAACUCAAGAGUUUGUAUCCACUGUGAGAAGUCUUCAAGGGCGUACUUUAGUAAGACCAUCUGUCAAAGAUGAUAGAAAAGCUGCAGUUCUAGCUACAUAUUCGCAAUUUAUGAGUAUGGCAAAAGUUAUAAGUAAAAACAUUACCAGUACCUAUACUAAGCUAGAAAAACUGGCUUUAUUGGCAAAGAAGAAAUCUUUAUUUGAUGAUAGACCUAUGGAAAUACAUGAGUUAACAUACAUUAUCAAGGGUGAUUUAAAUUCCUUGAACCAGCAGAUUGCCAGGUUAGGGGAAAUGCCACGAGGUCGCAAAAGUAUGCACAGCCACUCUUCAAGUGUUGUACUUGCACUGCAAUCAAGGCUUGCUUCUAUGAGUAAUCAAUUUAAACAGGUUCUGGAAGUAAGGUCAGAAAACCUUAAACAUCAGAAUAAUAGAAGAGAACAAUUCUCAAGUACUGCACCAAUUGUUAAAGAAGUUCCUUCUAUAUUACAACCUGAAGAAGUAAGUAUAGACCUUGGCGAAGUUUCUAGCUUACAAACACAACAAAUGGCAUUGAGAGAUGAUAGUGAUACAUAUGUACAACAAAGAGCUGAAACUAUGCACAAUAUUGAAAGCACUAUUGUUGAAUUGGGAGGCAUAUUUCAACAAUUGGCACAUAUGGUAAAAGAGCAAGAUGAAGCUAUUGGCAGAAUUGAUGCUAAUAUACAAGAAGCUGAAAUGAAUGUAGAAGCUGGCCACAGAGAAAUAAUGAAAUACUUUCAAAAUAUAACAGGCAAUCGAGCACUGAUGUUUAAAAUUUUUGGAGUAUUAAUUUUCUUUUUUAUUUUCUUUGUGAUAUUUAUGGCUUAGUGACAAUACAGUUGCAGAAGGGGUGUGGAUAUAUAAGAAUAUAGCCUGGAUUACUGUCCACCAUUUUCAUUUUUCUCUAAAAUAGUGGCACACAACAAAAGUAGUAUAAAUUGUUUUAUUUAUGAGACAUCAUCAAUUUGUCUGAUUUUUGCCGUAACAAUAUCAAAGUUUUGCUGUUGGUUGUCAGUCAGAAUUCAAUUUACUGUAUGAAUUGGCUCUAUUAUGCAAACUGUGCGGAAAUGUUGUGGAACUUAAAAGUUUACUGAUGUAUGCUGAUUGGUGUAAUAUUACCAAACUCUUUGAGCAAAAAAUACCUGAACAAUUUAAGGGUUAAGGGUCCGGGGUUUGAUUCCCGGCAGGGGGAAUUUGGGUAUUUAUUAUUUCCAAAUUUUCUCUGGUCUGGUCUGAUGGGAGGCUUCAGCUUGUGUUGUUACCAUCCUACUGACGAAGACGUGACGCUAAGCGAUUUAGCGUUACUUUGUCGUCGCUCGUCGGUAUUUCUGCGGCCAAGGUCUUAUGGUCGCAGUUUUAUAGGUCUAAGGUCCGUAUUAAUAAUCCAACAUCCAACAUACAACUCUAUUAACAAUACUUUAGAACAAACAGCACUCCCUGCUGCGCCCGAAAGGUGCAAGUGUUUUUGCUCAAAGAGUUUUAUAAUAUGUAGAAAUAAAUAUGUACAAAAUUCACAUAAUUUUCACCAAUUGAUCAACCAUAAGAUAGAGAUAAAAUAAGUUGACCUGUUAAAAAAAUUCGUGAAAUAUAGUGGUAAAUCUUGA
This is a messenger RNA of Pararge aegeria (speckled wood butterfly), 1992 nucleotides long. It is a transcript of the gene Syx5, whose product is annotated as syntaxin-5. Lineage: Eukaryota; Metazoa; Arthropoda; Insecta; Lepidoptera; Nymphalidae. Bases 149 to 1216 code for a protein of 355 amino acids. Gene Ontology annotation, molecular function: SNARE binding; SNAP receptor activity. Gene Ontology annotation, biological process: endoplasmic reticulum to Golgi vesicle-mediated transport; intracellular protein transport; vesicle fusion. Gene Ontology annotation, cellular component: Golgi membrane; endomembrane system; SNARE complex. The transcript is spliced from 3 exons. The record is from RefSeq and is a predicted model, not a curated record.